AUGGACGACCCCGGCUCGACAGUUCAGGCCAGCAUGUUCUUCCUGACGCCGGACGAAUUGCACAAGCAACAGCGGCCUUAUACGUUUAAAUUCCCACCCUACAAUGGCUGUCCUCAGAGCAACAUGACACAUGAAAAAAUCAACGGUAUUACCGUUGAGAAUAUGCGGGGACGGGAAGAUCAGUUUCAGCUGGAGCGCAAUGGCUUCACCAUUCUCAAGGUCAACACUGGCCUCGAGUACGACGAUUUUUUCAAGCAGAAAGGGGUUACACAGUACCUUCGCUUGAUGGAAGGAGUGCUGAAAGCUCGUCUUGGUGCUAACGGAACGGUGUAUGAGUAUGACCAGCCAACAACAGUGGCGCAUGUAGAUGAGAUACGGCGCCAGUACGGGAAAGAGGCAGAUGGCCUCCUGAAGAAGCGAUUCCAGUGGAUCAACUUCUGGAAGCCACUUCGAGGUCCCGUCAAUGACUGGCCUCUGGUUCUCUGCGAUUCAUCUUUGAUCGAUGUACGCAAGGACUUGGCGGUAGCGGACUUGCUUUACCCAGACCUUGCGACAGAAAAUCAAGUCAUGUACUACAGGGACGGGCUCAAGUGGUACUACUUGAGCGAUCACGAGCCUAGUGAGAUCAUCGUAUUCAAGCAGAUGGACUCGUUGAACUCAGCUUGCCCCGGUAGGUGGAUGAGUCAUAAAAUCAAAUGUCUGUACAUUUUCUGA
Aspergillus fumigatus Af293 is the source of this 714-nucleotide messenger RNA. RefSeq names its product putative CmcJ-like methyltransferase. The transcript has 4 exons. Bases 1 to 714 code for a protein of 237 amino acids. The record is from RefSeq and is a predicted model, not a curated record. Gene Ontology annotation, molecular function: oxidoreductase activity. NCBI's taxonomy places the organism in Eukaryota, Fungi, Ascomycota, Eurotiomycetes, Eurotiales, Aspergillaceae.